Molecule: messenger RNA, 1836 nt
Organism: Nelumbo nucifera (sacred lotus)
Lineage: Eukaryota; Viridiplantae; Streptophyta; Magnoliopsida; Proteales; Nelumbonaceae
Source: RefSeq, a predicted model, not a curated record
AUUAUUUUGUUGAACUGCACUGAAAAUGAGGAGACUAUCAAGACGCAAGUUAUUUUUACAAGGAUCUCAAGAUAAUGCAUCAAGAGAGAGUAAAAUGCCAACCUCUAGAUCCCUAGAUAGAGUUGUGAGUGGGACACCAAAUUGUGAGAUGCCACCUCCUACAUCAGUACAAAGGGAGCAUGUACAGUCCUCUCAAGUAGAUUUGAGAGUUGAUGUACCUGGCACCUUUGGAAAUGAAGCUUCCAACUCUCAAGAUCAUAUCUCUUCAAGCUCGCAUAGUUCUACUGGUCCAAUGCCUAGAUUAGCUUCUAGUAAUACCAAAAAACGAAGACGAGGUCGUACAAUCCUUCGCAACAUAACCACACUACCUGAUGAUCAAAGAAUAGCCUUAGAGUGGAAUGAUAGAUUACAACCUAUUGGAGAGAACAGAGAAAAUUUUGUAAACUAUAUAGGAAUACAAGCAAGGAAUGGGGCACUUGUGCCUAUUCAUUAUAUGGAUUGGCAUGAAGUUCCUCAGAGACAUAAGGAUGAAGCAUGGAAUUUAGUGAAGUUCAUUAAAUUAUUGCAGAAAAAAUUUGUAGUUACAGAACAACAUAAGAAUUGGGUUAUGCGAAAGCUUGGGGAUAGGUGGAGAGCAUAUAGGAAUAAGUUAAAGGUCGAUUACUAUGAUCAAUUUGACACUAAUAAGGAGCGAAUUAGAAAUUGUCCUCCUGAUGUUCAUUUGGAUCAAUGGAAGCAGCUAGUUAAGUAUUUUUCAAGUGAUUUAUUUCAGGCUCGAAGUGGAAGAGGCAAAUCCAACCGGGCAAAGCAUACAAUGGUUCAUGUUUGUGGUUCAAAGUCAUUUGCACAAAUUCGAGAAGAACUAAAAAAUUCACAUCCUGAUAAAAGAGAACCUACUCGAAUAGAGGUUUUCAGAGCCACUCGUCAGAAGAAGAAUGGGGAUAUUCCGAAUGAAGAUGUUUGUCGUGCUAUUAGAAGUUUAGAUGAAAUAGAGAUGAUAGAUGCAGAUAACUCGCAAAGUAGUAAUGGGCAUCAAGAUGCUCUCUCCCAAGUACUUGGUGCAGAGCAUAGUGGAUAUGCACGGAUGUUUGGAUUUGGACCCACUCCAUCAAAAAUUUGGGGUAAAAAAGUUGACAGAUUGAAAAUGGAGAAUGACAAGUUACUGAGACAAUUGGAGGAGGAGAGAGCAGAGAAGGAGCAACUUAAAUCACAACAAGAGCAGCUUAAGGCACAACAGGAGCAAAUGAAGGCACACCAGGAUCAAAUGGAGUCGCUCAUGACUUCAAUGAUGGUUACACUAUCUCAAAAUGGCUUCAUCAACUUGUCAUCUAUUUUACAUGGAUCAGCUCCAAUUACAUCACAGGGUAAUAAUAAUGAGGGUGCUGGUGCUUCUCAUAAGCAAACAUCUCAACAAUAGACAUGAUUGGCUGCAGGUGGUGUUUUCGCAAGCAAGCAUGCUCUGGUGGAAGUCGAGUUGAGAACAACUUUGAUGGCUGUUCAGUUUGUGGUUCAUCAGAAUUGUCAGAGUGGUGAUUGGAUCUGAUUGUUCUCUUGCUACAAAAGCUCUCAAUGGGGAUUGGGGUUCUAUUAAUUGGAACUGUUGGCACCUAGCGAACGAAAUUUUUUGUUUUGUUUAAUGGUUUAUAUGAAGUUAGGUUUAAUUUUUUUAGGAAAAUGGGAAAUCUGUUAGGGGUUCUAUGGUCUGGUUUUCUGUUCCUCCACAGGGACUUGCUGAUGUAUCAUAGUUGGACGACUGUUUUUUGUUUAGUUUUUUAGUUGGUUUAUCUAUCAAAAUAAUAUAAAAAUGAAAAAACAAUUCUGAGGUCAGGCUGGUAA